AUGUCCAACCCACCUCGCGAUGCCCUCCACUUCCCCCAAUCAGAUGUCCAACACAUCAACCCAUACCUCCCACCACAAUCCACCAGAUCUCAUUCAACAAGCCCAUCAUCACCACCAAAACCCUACGUAACCCUCACCUUCGCCAACUCCCUCGACUCCUCCCUCUCCCUCUCCCCCGGCAUCCAAACCGCCCUCUCCGGUCCCCAAUCAAAAGCCAUGACGCACUAUCUGCGCUCUCGCCACGACGCCAUCUUAAUCGGUUGCGGCACAGCAAUCGCCGACGACCCAUCACUGAACUGUCGAAUCGACGGUGUUGGCGGGUACGGUGGCGCAGGACUCGAGGGACAGCCUCGGCCUGUUGUUGUGGAUCCGAAUGGGCGCUGGGACGUUAGCGAUGCGAGUAAAGUCGUGAAAUUGGCGAGGGAGGGGAGGGGAAAGGGGGUUUGGGUUGUUAGUGCGAAGGGGAGCAUUAGUGAAGAAAAGAAGGUGGUGGUUGAGAGCGUUGGGGGGGAGGCGUUUGAGCUUGAGGUUGUGGAGGGGAAGAUGGAUUGGAAAAAGAUUUUGAAUGUCCUUGCGAAAGAAGGGAUUAGGAGUGUUAUGAUCGAGGGUGGAGGCGCGGUUAUCAAUGGUCUAUUAUCGAAGGAGAAUAUGGGGCUUGUGGACUCGGUUAUUGUCACUAUUGCUCCGGUGUGGUUGGGGAAGGGGGGAGUACAGAUGCACAAGCAGCGGCAUUGGAAUCGAGCUCUAGGUGAUACUGAACACAUAUAG
This is a messenger RNA of Parastagonospora nodorum SN15, 768 nucleotides long. RefSeq lists its product as hypothetical. Gene Ontology annotation, molecular function: 5-amino-6-(5-phosphoribosylamino)uracil reductase activity. The coding region runs from base 1 to 768 and encodes 255 amino acids. The record is from RefSeq and is a predicted model, not a curated record. Gene Ontology annotation, biological process: riboflavin biosynthetic process. The transcript is spliced from 2 exons. NCBI's taxonomy places the organism in Eukaryota, Fungi, Ascomycota, Dothideomycetes, Pleosporales, Phaeosphaeriaceae.